Messenger RNA from Colletotrichum higginsianum IMI 349063, 363 nucleotides. Its product is annotated as Primase zinc finger. The coding region runs from base 1 to 363 and encodes 120 amino acids. NCBI's taxonomy places the organism in Eukaryota, Fungi, Ascomycota, Sordariomycetes, Glomerellales, Glomerellaceae. The transcript has a single exon. The record is from RefSeq and is a predicted model, not a curated record.
AUGAAGAACCAACACAUCUCCCUGCACCGUCUCCAAGCCGCAGCUGUUGCCUUCCUGUCCCUCCGUGGCGCGGCAGCCGCGAAGGUCUUCUGCGCCGACGCAAACAACAAAGUCGUCGCCAUCCCCAGCUGCGAUGACGCAGCCCCUGGCAUCUUUUUCACGUUCGUCAGCGACGAAGACCAUCCCGUUGGCAGCACCGUCGACCCAAAGACCGUCGACCUACACGACAGCGCUGGCUUUACCGACCGCAUUCAAGCCAGACUUCAGCGCGAAGUCGGAUCGCGGGAACUGAAAUCCGGCGGCUUCGGCAAGCGAGCAUGCGAUAGUACCGGCGGUAGUACCGGUAGUGGCUACGGCUCAUGA